Spodoptera exigua (beet armyworm) is the source of this 799-nucleotide messenger RNA. The record is from the annotation of a GenBank genome assembly. Lineage: Eukaryota; Metazoa; Arthropoda; Insecta; Lepidoptera; Noctuidae.
UUUGACCGGCGCCGGCGCAUUUUAUAAAGCAACAAAGGUCGAGCACAACAGCUCAUCCGUUCAGUCCGGUCAGUCUGUUGCGGUCGCGCGAGUCGAACACACGUUAGCGCGCGAUUUAAUCACAAAUAAAUAAAUUCAAAAUGUUGUUCUACGUAGUAUUAACAGUGCUUGCUGCCAGUGCUAACGCCAAGUUCUACAAGGACUGUGGUUCAGCGACGGCGACCAUACAGAAUGUGGCGGUGACAGGCUGUGAGGAGAACGCCAAAGAGUGCAUACUCAAAAGAAAUACUAACGCCACCUUCAGUAUCGAUUUUACACCCGUGAAAGAGGUGAAAGAGAUACAAACAAUAGUCCACGGAGUGAUCAUGAACCUCCCGGUGCCGUUCCCUCUGCCCCAACCUGACGCGUGCAAGGACAACGGACUCACCUGCCCAUUACCGGCUGGUCAACCACAGAAGUACCAUACCACGAUGCCUAUCCUCAAGUCUUACCCCAAGGUCAAAGUUGACGUUAAAUGGGAGCUGAAGGACGAGGCCAGUGAGGACCUCGUAUGCAUCCUGAUUCCCGCAAGACUGCAAUAAGGAUCACAAGGAAAAUAAAUACUUACCUGCAACCGAUUCUGAAAAAAACACAAGAUUCACUUAUAUAGUCUGUAUUUUUGCGUCAAAUCAAACUGUGAUUGCCUAGUUUCUGAACUGAUUGUUUUUGUAAUUUGACCAAUUACCUAUAGAGAAAAAUUGUUUGUUGUGAAUAUAAAACUAAAAUGGCGGGAAACAAUAAAAUUCCCGCCAAUUCAUAG